AUGGUUAUCUCCACACAAGCCAUAGAUUGUGGUGGAAAGAGUAUUUCAAAUACCCUAAUUGUUGAUCCACAUGGCAAAGAUAAAGCAUUUACAACGAUUCAAGAUGCCAUUAAUUCUGUGAAGAGCAACAACGAUCAAUGGGUCAAGAUUCACAUAAAAGCAGGCUCAUAUUUAGAAAAGCCUCACAUUCCCGUAGAAAAGCCAUGCAUCAUUUUAGAAGGAGAAGGAAGCCAAAACACAAUCAUAAGUUUUUCAGACCACAACGGAACAAAUGGUGGAACGGCCGAUAGUGCUACAUUCACUUCAUCGCCACCCAAUGUUAUUGUGACUGGCAUUACUUUCAGGAACCCGUAUCGUGAUGGACCAGCAUUGGCAGCAAGAAUAUAUGGAGACAAAUCUUUCCUUUAUAACUCUAGUUUUUUGGGUUAUCAAGACACUUUAUUUGACGCAAAUGGACGCCAUUAUAUAAAAAACUGUUACAUUGAAGGUGAAAUAGAUUUCAUUUUUGGUGCUGGACAAUCUUAUUACGAGGAUUGUAAGAUCAAUGCUUUGGGGAGAUAUCCAAAUUUACCAGGCUUUGUGACAGCUCAAGGACGAGACUCAGCAGAUGACCCAGGUGGUUUUGUGUUUGAAGGGGGUUCCAUUACAGGGAACGGUAAAGUGAAUUUAGGAAGAGCAUGGAGACCAUACUCCAGAGUCAUUUUUCAUAAAACCUAUUUUUCCUCCAUUAUAACUCCUCAAGGAUGGGAUGCUUGGAAUUCCCUUGGCAAAGAGAGCACGAUCACUUAUGGUGAGGUUGAGUGUGAAGGACCAGGAGCUGAUACUUCAAAGCGUGUUCCGUGGAUGAAGAAAUUAAGUUCCUCUGAGAUGGAACAAUUUUCCUUCGCAUCUUUUAUUAAUAAAGAUAGAUGGGUUGAUAAUUUACCAACAAUAUCUUAA
Sphenostylis stenocarpa is the source of this 939-nucleotide messenger RNA. NCBI's taxonomy places the organism in Eukaryota, Viridiplantae, Streptophyta, Magnoliopsida, Fabales, Fabaceae. The record is from the annotation of a GenBank genome assembly.